This is a messenger RNA of Oncorhynchus mykiss (rainbow trout), 3720 nucleotides long. RefSeq names its product protein shisa-like-2A. Lineage: Eukaryota; Metazoa; Chordata; Actinopteri; Salmoniformes; Salmonidae. The record is from RefSeq and is a predicted model, not a curated record.
GGUGCAAAGUUUCGUCCCAUUUCAGUGGCAUCCUUGAAAUAAAUGUUUUGCACUUUUCAGCAGAGCAAGGGACACUUAUGUGGAUAGAAUUACAAUGAGACCUUUAAACAUCUAAGGAAAUCAUCUCUCCGACUCUUCUCCCUAAGAGUGAGUUUUCUACCAGCAUGAGUUCGGAGUGCACAAGCUACUACAGCGCAGAGAAUGUGUUUAUGAAUGGCUCUUCGUGUCCUAAAGAAGGGAGCGAUCCGAGCGCGACAUUCUGCUGCGGAUUUAACGAUAUCAAGUAUUGCUGUGAUGAUCCCAACAGCUUUUUCCCUUAUGAGUAUGGAUACAUGUGGUGGCUCAGCUUUGGGGCUCUGAUAGGUCUGUCCAUAGCAGCAGUGGUCCUCCUGGCCUUCCUCAUCACAGUCUGUGUCCUCUGCUACCUCUUCAUCGCCACUAAGCCCAGUCGCCUUGACAACGGCCUGCCACUACGACCACCAGGGUUGGACCCCCGUGAGGGCCCCAGCCACUCCGGCCCAGCACCGUCCAUCGGCCCUCAGGGCUUCAGGAAGCACUUCUUCAGCAGGAAGCUGGACUGUGACAACCAGCCACCCGACCCUGAGAGAUUGUUCCAGAGGUGCUUCGUCACCACCGUCAACAUGGAGGGCCCAUCGUAGUGCUCUUAAUAUGUAAGGCACUUUGUAGGAUGCUUAGGAGGUAAUGGAGGGCCCUUCGUAGGACGCAUAAAGGCCCAGUGCAGUCAAAAACGUGAUUUAUUUGUGUUGGAUAUAUAUUUAGGUUGGGAUAAUACUGUGACAUUUUUUUAAUAAUGAUGAUGCCCUAUUAGUGUAAGAGCUGUUUGUAAAAGACUGCCUGAAAUUUCAGCCUGUUUUGGUGGGAUGGAGUUUUGGCCUGACUGGUAACAUCACCAGGCAGUAAAUUGGUUAAUAGAUUAAUAGGCCAAUAAGAAAGAGAGUUCCAAAAACUCAGCCAAUAACAGCUAGUUUUCAGUUUUCUCCUCCUCCUUUCAAAGUUCUUGCAUGAGAAAUUGCUCUUGUUAAGAAGCCAUUGUUUCGUUUUGACCAUUUUGAUUCAAAACAGUCACAUUAAAGGUACUUAACUGUUACCCAGAAAUGAUUUGAUAUUAAGAUAAAAAUGUAUGCAUUGGGCCUUUAAUAUGAAGGGCGCUUCGUAGGACGCUGUCUUCUAAAGGCAGCCAGAUGCUUACUUGUUCUGACUGGAAAUGAGUGUAUAGAAGACUACGCCACACAGUGGGAGGACUGGAGAAGCAACAACCAUUAAUGACCAUGUUCUGUAUGGACUGGAGUAGUACUGAGUUUGUCAACAUUCAAACAGUGGUUGGCUGGUUAACCCACUCUAGAAACAUUUAAGUUGAGCUUCUUUUUUACUGUUGAUGAAAAUAAACUUCAAAAACAGAAAGACAGAAGUCAUACUGGACAACUGUGGAGCCGAAGCUUUGUCUGUCUUGCCUCACCUCUGUAUUCCAAUGUUGUUUGAUGAAGCAAGAGAAAGAACAGAGGGAAAUAUUUUCAGUAAUUAUUUUGUGUUGAGAAAUCCAUUUUAACUGUGUCUGAUUUAACAGAAGCUCGUGUCUUCAAGACAGACACUCUCAGAUAACAAGCUCCUCAAACCAGCAUUACUGAACUUCAACAUCGACAGUUUGUGUGAUUCUUCACCUUCUAUCUGGAAACUGUUUUCGAUCGUCUACGUGUCUGUGUGUAAAAUGUUUAUUUGGUUGAGAAUGUUGCCAAUGGGACAACAAGUGUCUACAGCGUAUUUGCAUCCAAUAGAACUGAUAAGGAAGUAAAUCAGACAUAGCUCAACACAUAACAAACAGAAAGCCUCAGAGUUCCAGUUACCUUAACUUGGCCCCUGUUUUCAAAACGUUCAAGGUGGAAUCCAUAACGGUAAAACUGCCAUAUUACAACAACAAAUAAGUCACUCCCUCUGACAUCUUCAUCAUCAUCAUCAUCAUCAUCAUCAUUCCACGCGCGAUAGACCAACAGCGUACGUACUGUAAUUAUUUAUUUUCACGAUGCUGGACACUCCACAACUCGGUUUCGUCAACAAAAACAAUAACAAAUGUGCUGGCGCGCACAGCGGCGUCGUUUGUCCUUAUGUGGAUUUCAGCUUUAAAAAGGUCAUGUCUGCUAUAAUAUAAAAUACACGAAAUUGCUUGUUGAAACAUUGCAUGUUGAACUGUCAUCUGUAAACGGUCAUGUUGGAUUUUCUCAAAACAUUGAUCAUGGCAGAGAUGAUAGAAUGUUAUGUUCCACCUCCUGUCCAUGCUGCUGUCCCCAUGUUCAGAAACACUUUCAUUAAUGUGGUCAUUGUGUCACCAAUUUGCCAUAUACAAUGGUUGCAUGCCAUGAGGCAUCAGUUGUGUGAGUCACUUCUUUGUUAGUCAUUGCUUCAAAUAGAGAGUAACUUGUCAAAGAGGAAAGAUGUUGCACCUUUAUGAUGUGUUAUCACAGCAGGCACCACGUUUUAUGUUUUCGCAAUCUAUUAAAGUGUGUGGCUGAGUGCACAACACAUUAAAAUGUACUUACAAAAAUAAAUGCAUGUGGCCUUUCAAUAUUCAAAGUGCUUUAUAAAAAUAAAUAAAAAUAUUUCUUUAUAUACAUUUGAAAAAAGUUUGAAGCAGAUGCUAUAUCAAUUUGUGAUCAAACAUGUACAUAAGCUAUCCAAGAGCACGGAGCUCUGACAACAUCCCCAUGUGGUUACAUAAAACACAAACUCAAAACGGGACAACUGUUGACGAGAUCGGGGGUGUUUGGAGCUCACCCUCUCCAACAUGAACAGCAAAACACAGUGUAUGUACAUAAAGUAUAUACACAUUAUAUAUACACUGUAUGUAUCUAUGUACAUAAUCUCCAUAUAUGCCUCCGGAUAAAGAGGAACAUAGGAAUGAAGAGAGUAAAACCAUUCUGCCACUCAGUGUUGAUGACGUCACCAUUUCCAACCACAAUUAAGGGCUCUAUUCAGUCUGUGAACCUGAAGCGUUACAGAUUCCACAAUAGAAAUGUAAAGGUAAUUUUCGACUGAGCCGACAUACCGUGAAUGCAGUCUCCGUUAAAAUCUGGAACAUUACAUUUUCAAUCACCUUGUAAAUCUGAACUCCCAGAACGCGGAUUGAAAAGAGCCCCGAGACAUCAAACAUCUCAUCUUCUAUUCUCCUGCACCUACAACUACGCUGUCCGGACUUCUUUCCCCAUUCCCCUCAUUAUAAAAACAGUGUGAUUAAAGCACUGAGUCAAUAACAGGGAAGAAGGAGUAGACAGAUGUCCAUUAUUUCUCUCAUACACAUGGUUCAAUACAGUCCUUGAGAAGACAGAAAGAUCAGCUUCAAAAGAAUAUUAUCUUCAUCAAGCGAGGACCGCACAAACGAAGCGAUCGAUCGCUGGUGAAGAUAAAUGGGGACGAGAACAAAGUCAUCCCCCAUAACCCCAUACUUAUCUUGAGAACGCUGCAGUGAACACAUAAAUUGAAGCGACAGUAACAUGAGCAUGGUUACCAUUUCCCUACUCAUUAUAAAGUGUGUUGAUGACGUUGAUGACUGUUUGAGAAUCUAAUCAGUUUCCCACAUUGAUUCAAUGUCGUCACAUUGAUUUGUUGUUGUUGUUGUUGAAAUGACAUGGAAACAGUGUUAAUUCAACCAGUUUUUACCCAGGGGGGGGGGGGGCAUGUCAUCAUCAACACUAUGGAUAUAUUGGGGCG